Priapulus caudatus is the source of this 1116-nucleotide messenger RNA. RefSeq names its product serine/threonine-protein kinase B-raf-like. The record is from RefSeq and is a predicted model, not a curated record. Lineage: Eukaryota; Metazoa; Priapulida; Priapulimorpha; Priapulimorphida; Priapulidae. Bases 10 to 1116 code for a protein of 368 amino acids. Gene Ontology annotation, biological process: signal transduction. The transcript is spliced from 9 exons.
UUAACCAAUAUGGCAGCGGUGAAAUCACCAUCUCUUAAUGGAUCUGUGCCGAAUUUAUCUUCAUCGUAUGGCUCUUCAUUAGAAGAUGUUGACUUAUUUGAAGCAACCACACUACAGGACGAAGUUCGAAAUAUACAGAGCGUCAUUCGGCUGACGAAGGAGAACCUGGAGCAGCUGAAUGCGACGUUUGCUGAUGCUGUACAUCCGCCGUCGAUGUACCUAGCUGAAUAUGAGGAACUAACGAACAAAUUGAACGAGUUGCAAAUGAAGGAGCAGAAACUUCAAGAACAGAUCAGCAAUGGAAGGGCGUCGCCCGUCCUCCCGUCCCUUCCGCCUGAGCCACCCAACACACCCUUGCUGCUCUCUCCCGGUGGCAGUGGUUACAGCUUUGGAAGCCCAAAGGUGGCGCCACGUUCGCCGCUGAGAUCUUUUAUUCGGGCACACCUACCUAAUCAGCAACGGACAUCUGUGAGCGUGCGUCCGGGCGUCACGUUGCGUGAAGCGUUGUCAAGGGCGCUGAAGCUGCGCAAGCUAACACCGGAGAUGUGUCGGGUCUGCGUGCGCGGCACCAGGGCGUGGGUGUCGUGGGAUGUCGACCUCACAGAGCUGGAGAGCCUCGAGAUCGAGAUUGAGCUGCUCGAACUCUUCGCGCCGAUCACGACACGCAUCUCGCACAACUUUGUCAGGAAGACUUUCUUCACGCUGGCCUUUUGCGAUUGCUGUCGCAAACUGCUUUUCCACGGUUUCCGAUGUCAGACGUGUGGUAUUCGGUUUCAUCCGCGCUGCGGUGCGGCUGUGCCCUCCCUCUGUGAACAAGUGAACGUUGAGAAUUACUACAGACACUUGUUAGCUCACAACGACAAAGCACUCGGCAUGGGGGCGCUAGCGUCGCCCUCUAACGUCGCGCGGUCGCCGUCGCCGUCACCCGUGCGUCGCAGCGCGCCGCAACCCGUGCCACGGUCCUCACAGACGGCGCCACUGGCUCACCGUGAGCGGAGCACGUCGGCACCGAACGUGUGUAUCAACCUCGUACAGCCGCAGGUGUCACUGGAAUUGGACGACCAGAUGAGAUUGCAGUACUCACGGGAAUCAGGUAGUGAUGUCUUCUGCAUGUGA